UAACAUAACAACAUUUGCACGAUAACAAUAAUUUUACUCACAUUGAAAAGAUUCAUUGUUUUUACAGCAUUCUGUAUCAAAUUAAAAUAUUUGUCUUGAAGGUUAAAGGAGAAAAAAUUACUUUGAUAGCUAAUGCAAGUUCAGUAUGGAAAUUCAUCAACAAUCCAAUAAUUGCUAUCUUCUCCGACCUGGAAAAUCCCGCUACAGAACAGAUGCUAUGUUCUCUUUUAGAAUCUUUAUUGAAAAGAUCCUCUACAUUAAGUUCUGUAUUAGUCCCUUUGUUCAACAAUGGUGCACCAGAUGAAACUCUGCAACAACAAUACACAGCAUUCACAACCUGGUUGUUUGGUACAAUGUUUUAUUUGGUAUGUGUGCCAUCAAGCAAUGUGAUACUCUCAAAUAGUAUUGAAGUGCAAGCUUGUAUGCUCACAUUACUAUCCAGACAUCAUUUUAGGAUGUAUGAGACUAUUAGCUCAGAAUACUUAAAUAUUCUCAAUGAGAUAUCAGAGUUCUAUAUGAAUAGUACAGACACAGAAGAAAUGACACUCUCAAAGUUUCAUACAGAAAAAGAUAUCAUACCUAAUUUGGAUCUGACACCAUUUUCUGCAAAAAUUAAUUCAUCACAGAUGCCAUCGGUCCAAGCGUCCAUAUUAAAGAUAAUCACGAAGUCUGGAGUAUCGAUGUGGGAUCAGAUGAAAUUGUGGGAUAGAGUUAUAACAAUAGUUAUUAAAUUUCCUCCGGAGUUAAAGAUUGAAGCAUUGCAACUAUGUACACAAAUAUUAGAAAAUUUUGUCGUGCACGAUCGAGAAUUUGCAGCCUUAAUUGCAUAUAGUCUAGAAAUGAUAAAGAGUGCUUCCACCUGGACUAACUUAGGCCAAUUGUCGACACAUGCUUUGUCCCGCUUUACAGAAACGUUAACACGUUUAAUACAAGCGUCACCAGUCUUACUUAAUGUUGUGGAAUUGUGUUUUCAAGUUAUCGAACUUGUAGUUUCUGAAUUUAUUAGAGAGUAUGUAGGAGCUGAAACAAUAAAGGAAUUGACGGAAGUAGUAUGUCACAAAAUUAAGCAAUAUUUAUUUACAGAGCCGAGAUCCUGUACUGUUUUAGAAGCUAAAAAAUUCUUGGCUUACUUCACACAUUGUCCGGCUAUCAUCGACAUUUUUAUGCAAUUUGUUUUUAUUGACAUUAGACGAGCUGCUACGCCAGAAAGAGUCAAUUUUGCCAUGGAAAUUAGCGAACCGUGGAAAUUAUUAAGAAAGGAAUUAAUAGCUUAUGUGGAGAUGGAAAAAUUUACGGAAGUGCUACACAUUGUAAAAGCUUCAUCUCUAUUACAAUUAUGGCUAGAUAAUCAGAAGAUUCAAGUAAAACUAUAUGAAAAUAACUUAAACGCUAUACUAAAAAUUUUCAUGCAACAUUUGAAUUCUGAUAAUUGCCAAGAUGCGGAGAUUAUCUUUCAAAUUUUAAUGAGUUUAAUGGCCCAUAAUGAAUCGAAUAAAGUUUUAUUACAAACAAUAUUAGCACUGCCAUUUACCCAAGAUUUCAAAGGGUCUAUGGAUAUCGGUCCAAAGAUGGUACAGAGAGCAAAAUCUCUGAAUGUUGAUACAAUGUCGAAGUGCCUUGAAACCUUAUGCGCAUACGGCAGUAGAAAGGAACGAUUGAAAUUGUUACGCGCGUGCAUAUUAAAUGGUGAGACGCAAGUAGCUAUCGUAGCAGUAUCGAACAGUGUGUUACUGUUGAAUGAUAAGGACAUAAUGUUGGAAGAUGUUUGCCAAUAUGUUUUGAACACUGCCUUAUCGUCGACAAAAGUGGAAAUACAUAACGCUCUUGCGAGUGUUUUAGGCCAGAUAGCUUGUGUUUCAUCGGGAAAGGGCAAAAUCAUCCGUAAGUCAUCAAAUGAUGGAAAAUGGACAGUACUUUGCGAAUACUGUACAGAGAAUACGAGUAAAAACGUCGAGUCUAUGAUGAUCCGUCUUCCAAGAACCUAUGAUAAAAUUUUUACUACGUACUUUAUACUACUGUCUUCAACGAAUGUGUCGAUACGUUUAAAUAUUUCCAAAAGCAUCCCGUCCUUCUCAAACCACGUAAAGUCGUUUAACUCGAACGAUGUGGCGAGGAAAUGGCUCCCUUACAUAUACGAUGAUGAUAUGGAGAUCCGAUCAAAUAUUGCGUCGGUGAUCGGGCAAUUACUGAGCAAUAAAAUUUCUAUGUUGAAAAACGUCGAACGUUUGCCGGACACAGUGCCGGAUGACUUGGACGAAUUCGUUGAUUUAGUAAUUGAAGUUAUAGCCAACACUCUCAUGACUGCCGUAGAUACUUCCAAUCAUUCCCUGCACGAUACACUACUUGUCACUGCGAAGAAUUUUGUAUGUGUUCCACUACACUUGACAGAAAGAAGAAUUUUAAACGUGUUUCUUUUCACAAUACUACAUCCCAACUCGUCGCCUGCAGCCGUUGCAUCCGCCACAGUCGCGUAUCGGGAUGUUGCUGACUUUCUGAAUGUUUCUCCGAAGGCCUUGUACAUCCGAUAUCGAAAGGAUUUUUUGAAGCUUAUAAUGGAACGUGCAGUUUGUAAUUACAUAGAAUUCUCUUAUAAUAUGGCAACCACAGUGCACCGCCUCGCUAAAUGUAUAGGCUACGAAGGAUCGCGUCAUUUGCUACACAAAGAUGGCCAUUACGCGAUUUGCUUUCUGAUUGCCUUUAUUGUUGAAAUGCCAACAGCAAAGCCACUUUUACACGAUAUCGCCGAAUUGAUAAAUAUGGACGUAAAGAAAAUGCUUGAAGAACAUUUUCCGUACAUUUGCAGUUACGCGUUCUUGGAAACAUCUCUACGCGUAUCUACAGAGUGCUUGAAACUUGUCACAAAGAUCACUGAAAAUAGCCUCGCACUUCUUACAAAGCGAUCAUUUAUGGAAAUUUUUGAAGAACUUAUGUUAAAUUUCUAUGAGUCCCCUAAGAAGAUAAUAGGCUUCUUAGAAAUCAUUUCAGAAUAUGACAGUAAUCACAGAGGAAACUUUACUACGAAAGAGCAAGUUGCCUCUUAUUUGAAUCUACGCUUACACGGCAUAUUGGUGAAUUUCGAUAUAAAACUUAGUCCCAAAUCAGAUGAACACACGCAACAAUCUGCGCUUGCUUCACUAGCUACUUUAAUUCAAUAUAUGGGUGCUACCUAUUUGACGCCGCUUAGAUAUAAAAUCCUGGCCACACUACGAACUUCGCUUGGAUUUAAAAGGCCCGGCUUUCCUCGCUUAGUCUGUGAUGCAUGGGAUGCGUUUAUUCACAACAUAGCCAUAGAAGAUUUGGGGCCGCUGUUUCCGACAAUAUGCGUAUCGUUAAUGCCGUUGCAGAAAAUAUUUCCUGAAAAUGUCAAUAAUAUGUUAGAGUUUCUGAUCGUUCAAAGUGUCGGAGAAGAGAACAAUCACAUCUCAGAGUUAUUUUUCAUAGACGACAUGGAAGUUCCCACUCGCAUAUCCGACAUAGUCAAGGCACACAUAUUGCAAGCGAGACCCGAGGGAUUUAAUGCCAAUUUAGAGUUAUGGCUAAAGCGGAUCACUCAUGAGACCGACGAAGUGCGAAUCAGGGCCCUGAAACAUUUACAAACGUUUCUGGAAGAACACCGCAGUGAGCUUAAUCGAAUGAUACUGAGUGAAACCGACGUCCAUCCGCUAAUUGUGGAACUAUUAGAUACUCUGUUGAUUGGAUGUCAGGAUAAAGACGAAUCUAUCCGUUUGUGUUACGGAGAAUGUCUCGGGGAAUUAGGAGCGAUCGAGCCGAGUCUUCUUCCGCGAAGAAUUAUUUCGAAAGAAGAUAGUAAAUUUAUAUCUGACACGAACGAAGAGUUCGCUUGUGCGUUGCUCUCUGAACAUGUGCGGGCUUUUCAAAUGCAGAAGAACAGCCAAAGUAUGGAUUGCUUUUCACUCGCUAUCCAGGAGAUAUUAAAAACGUACGACAUCUCUCCGCAAGGCCGGAACAGCGAAUUGUGGAAUAAUUUGUCGUGCACAACGCAACAGAUCAUCGCCCCUUUCUUGACGUCUCACUACAAAAGGAAGGAAGAAACUAUUACCGACGAUAAUGAGUUUCCUCAUCCCAUUUACGGUUCUGAAGCAGGUUCCUCGGUCGAAAGUUGGGCUUAUUAUUGGCUUUGCAGUAUGUCCAAUGCUGUACGCGACAAAACUCUCAAUAACAUACUGCAAGCGUGCAAGUUGGCGUUCAAGCGAGACAUAAAAACGCUGACAUUCUGUUUACCAUACAUUGUGUCUUAUAUAAUUGCGAGCGACAAUGAAGAGGAAUGUGUUAAACUUAAAGAGGAGAUGUUAGCCGUGAUUAACGUCAAGAAGAAACCUGAAUUGGACCCUGAACUUCUGCGUCAUCAACCACUUCGAUACGGCCAGAGUGUGAAAGCCGAUGACAAGAGAAUCUCAGAGGAAACCAGACGUACACGCUGCUCGCGAGUAGUUUUUCAUAUACUGGAUCAUUUGCAAAGAUGGCUCAGAGAACGGAGAUUGUUUCAAGACGACAGAUAUGAGGCAAUAAAAAAGUUUUGCAGCACGUUAGACAGUCUGAUGGUGGCAGAAGGCUGUUACCAGUCGCGGGAAUAUCAUCGGGCAUUAAUGUAUUUGGAGCAGCAUAUGGCCUCCAGCAAUAAAGGUUUAUCAGAACCGACGGAAGGCGGUUUACUCGCUAAAAUUUAUGCACAGCUCGACGAGCCCGAUGGAGUAUCUGGUAUUUUGGCAACUCAGAAUCAAGCUCCCACUUUGCAACAGCUGGUUCUAGCUCACGAAGUCAACGGGCAGCUUCAGGACGCGGCCACGUGCUACGAGCGACUGGCGCAGAAGAAAGACUUGAAGCACACGUAUCUGCAAGGUAUGAUUCAAUGUUACCUUGGUCUGGACCAACCGUUCACCGCCGAGCACAUUACUGAGGGCGUAUUGAGCAGCAGGCCAGAGUUGGAGCCUCUCAUAACCGAACGUGAGCUGUUCUGGAGGCUCGCUCACUUCUCCCGGUUCGAAGAGACUUCGCAGAAAAAUGUAAAGCACGUGUUACUGGACGAUCUCAUAAAAGGUACCAAGCCGGACUUGCUGUCGCUGAAGAAGAACCUGGUGUUGUUGUUGGAGGACGCCUCUCAACCGGGAGUCUACCAGCAGAGUUACUCAUACAUUAUGAAAUUACACAUAUUGAACGAAUUUGACAAGGCGGUCUCGAUGAUGCUGAAUAACGUGGAGGAUCUUCCGGUGAUACUGGAAGAAUGGGAGAAACGCGGGCAAUUAUUGAGAACGUCCCGUGGCGUGGAGUUCGUUUUGAGUAUGCGACGAGCCACCUUAGAUCUGGCUGUGCAGUUGCAACGGAAGACUCUCAACACGGAGAACUCGACGCUCAAGCAGGAAAUCGGCAAAAUUUGGCUGAAGAGCGCGAAAAUAGCCCGGAAAGCCGGCUUGCACCAACAAGCGUACAUGCACAUCCUGUCGGCCAGUGAUUCGUGUCCGCCGCAACCAUUGUACAUAGAACAGGCUCAGUUGUACUGGCAAAAGGGUUGUCAAGAGGACGCGUUUACCACGCUGAAUCGUUGCUUCGCUAAUUGCUUCAAGCCGGUGCAGUAUUACAAGCAGUUACCUUCCGGGGAGUGUAUGGAAGAGCGGAAGCAGUUCGCAAAGGCGAAGCUGCUGUUCGCGAAAUACAACGACGAGACUCUCAACAUCGACACGGACGGCUGUAUCUUCAACUACAAGGAAGCGAUAGAUGUGUGGAGAGGAUGGGAGAAGAGCUGGUUGUCCUGCGCUCAAUAUUACGAGGGCGUCGUCGAGAGGAUGCCGGAGAACGACAGGGACAAGAGUAGACGCGACCUGCAAGUGCAUAUGAUGAACUGUUACGGCAAGUCGCUUCAGUACAGCUGCAAGUACAUCCACCACUCGAUGCCGAAGAUGCUAACCAUUUGGUUGGACUUCGCCUCUCGUGCCGCGAUCGCCUCCGAUCCGGCAGAUAUCGCUCGAUCCCGUCAAGAUUGCCUGGCGAAGAUGACGAAACUCAUGGACGCCUACCAUCAGAAACUGCCGAUGUUUAUGUGGCUGACAGCGUUCAAUCAACUCGUGUCCCGAAUUUGUCACCCGUCCCCGCAGGUGCAGAAUACUCUCCGCACGAUUCUGGUGAACUUGAUUCUGGCGUAUCCGCAGUACUGCUUGUGGAUGAUGGCGUCGGUCUUCAAUUCCUCGUAUUCGGCGCGACAAAAGCGUUGCCGAGAGAUCUUAAAUAAUCGGCAGUUGAAAACGCAGGAAAUGUCCAAGCUUAUUCAAGAUUUUCACAGGCUUUGGGAAAGACUGAUCGAGCUAUCCAAUAAGGCGAUAUCGGAGAACGCGUCGAGCGCCACGGUGAAUCAGCUGUCGAAGUAUCUGCCGAUGUUACUCACGAAUAAGGAUUUCAGUCAGAUUAUGAUACCGACGACGAAGUUCAUGCAGCUGCAUCUUCCAUCCAAGAAUGCCUCGCUGAGUAAUCACAAUCCGUUUCUGCGGAAAUGGGUGCAUAUAUCGGGGAUAGAUGACAGCGUGAUGAUAAUGCCGUCGCUUCAACGGCCACGACGAAUCACGCUGAGAGGAUCGGACGGCAGGAGGUAUCUUUUCAUGUGUAAGCCGAAGGACGAUUUGCGAAAGGACUUCAGACUGAUGGAAUUUAACGACAUCGUGAACAAGUACCUUCAGAAUGAUCCCGAGUCACGUCAGAGGAGGCUCUAUAUAAGGACAUAUAGCGUGGUGCCGUUAAACGAAGAGUGCGGUUUGAUAGAGUGGGUGCCGAACCUAGUCGGUUUCCGACCUACCAUUCUGAGUCUCUACAAAGAAAAAGGCAUUAUGCUCAUGAAUAAAGAACUUAAAAUGAUGCUGUGCGAAAAAGGAGAUUCACUAGAGAAGAAGAGGCAAACAUUUCUGAAGAAGUUAUUGCCACGACAUCCAGCUGUGUUUGGAGAAUGGUUUCGCAUCAUGUUUCCUGAUCCAUACGGGUGGUACGAAGCUCGUACAGCGUAUAUCAGGACCACCGCUGUCAUGUCCAUGGUGGGUUACAUACUCGGACUUGGCGAUCGUCAUGGGGAGAAUAUAUUGUUCGAUUCUAAAUGCGGAGAUUGCGUGCACGUUGAUUUCAAUUGCUUGUUCAAUAGGGGUGAACUGUUUGAUUGGCCAGAACGUGUGCCAUUUCGUUUGACCCAUAAUAUGGUGGAUGCUAUGGGUCCUUUGAAAAUCGAGGGACCAUUCAGACGCGCCUGUCAAAUUACCAUGCGAGUACUUCGACAACAAUCGAGCACAUUGCUGAGCGUACUCACGCCUUUCGUAUAUGAUCCGCUCGUUAGUUGGAACAAAAAUCAGGCCGGCGAUGCGGCUGAGAAGACGAACGAAAAAGCCGUAGAAAAUAUCAAAAACAUCAAGCAACGAUUGAAAGGCUUGAUUCGGUAUCCCGAAAGAAAGGUUGAAAAUAUCGCGCUACAUCUCAGCGUCGAGGGCCAAACCAAUCACUUGAUUUUGGAAGCGACGAAUAUAGAUAAUCUCUGCCAGAUGUAUUUUGGCUGGGGUGCAUAUUUGUAAUCACGAGUAUCACAGGCGGA
Molecule: messenger RNA, 7579 nt
Organism: Dinoponera quadriceps
Lineage: Eukaryota; Metazoa; Arthropoda; Insecta; Hymenoptera; Formicidae
Product: serine/threonine-protein kinase ATR-like
Exons: 32
Coding region: 213-7559 (2448 amino acids)
Biological process (GO): DNA damage checkpoint signaling; telomere maintenance; protein phosphorylation
Cellular component (GO): nucleus
Molecular function (GO): protein binding; protein serine/threonine kinase activity
Source: RefSeq, a predicted model, not a curated record